Messenger RNA from Paralichthys olivaceus (Japanese flounder), 2277 nucleotides. RefSeq names its product Rac family small GTPase 1. Gene Ontology annotation, molecular function: protein kinase binding; GTP binding; GTPase activity. Gene Ontology annotation, cellular component: cytoskeleton; cell projection; cytoplasmic vesicle. The record is from RefSeq and is a predicted model, not a curated record. Gene Ontology annotation, biological process: regulation of actin cytoskeleton organization; establishment or maintenance of cell polarity; regulation of cell shape. Lineage: Eukaryota; Metazoa; Chordata; Actinopteri; Pleuronectiformes; Paralichthyidae.
CUCCUCUCUGACCGGAUGUGACUCUCUGGGAUCUCGGGAGCUGCAGCUUCUCUGACUGAGGGCGUUUUUUUCCCUCCCUCAAUCUUGACCAUCUUGACUCCAAACCUGUUGUUUUUUUCUUUCCCUGGGUGUUUCCCUGCCUGGUUCGCUGCUCCGGUGCCUCGGGGGAGGACUGUUGCCGAGGAGAAGACGACUCAAACCGGAUUAUCUCAGCAAAAACAAACAUAUUUGAACUUUGCGGUGCGCGGUCGAGUUCCCGUUAUUCCUCUCGCUCUGUACUUUCCAGGCCGCACGGUGCGGACGGGCUUAUCUGUUAGCACGCUAAGCUAACCACACCGAGCCGUCCGAUGCAGGCCAUCAAGUGUGUGGUGGUGGGGGACGGGGCUGUGGGUAAAACAUGCCUCCUCAUCAGCUACACCACCAAUGCCUUCCCUGGAGAGUACAUCCCCACAGUCUUCGACAACUACUCUGCCAAUGUGAUGGUUGAUGGGAAACCGGUGAACCUGGGUCUGUGGGAUACAGCAGGACAGGAGGACUACGACAGACUCAGGCCACUCUCCUACCCACAGACAGAUGUGUUCCUGAUUUGCUUUUCUCUCGUCAGUCCAGCCUCCUUUGAAAACGUCCGUGCCAAGUGGUACCCCGAGGUGAGACACCACUGUCCCAACACACCCAUCAUCCUGGUGGGCACCAAGCUGGACCUGAGAGACGACAAGGACACGAUCGAAAAGCUCAAGGAGAAGAAACUCGCGCCCAUCAUCUACCCUCAGGGCCUGGCCAUGGCUAAAGAAAUAAGUGCAGUGAAGUAUCUGGAGUGCUCAGCUCUGACACAGCGCGGCCUUAAGACGGUGUUUGACGAAGCCAUCAGGGCGGUCCUGUGCCCCCCACCCGUCAAGAAGAGGAGGAGGAAGUGCAAAAUCUUGUAAUGCAGACCAACGGGUGGAGCAGAAAGUACGGUUUCAGUCAGAACUCGCCUACUCAGAGGGAAGACGAUGAUAUCUGGGUUCGCCCCAAGUAUCUGUUUGUUUGUAGAAGCUCUGGUAGAUCAGACUUCAGUCUGAAAGAACGCCACAGAUUUAAGUAGAGCUGAUGGUUCUCAGUCAGGUCUGACCUGUGGUUUCUUAAAUCUGUGUUGCCCUUUCAGAUUGACAGAAAUUAAAUAAUUUUGCUAUAGGCCUUGGGGGGAAUGUGAGGGUGGGGGAUUCGAUUUGGGAUCUGGGAUUGAUUGACGAGUUAGAAGGAGGAUUGUACAAGAAAAACAUUGUGAAGAAACACUACUUGAACGUGAAUUUAUGAUGAAAUGACCGUAGAUUCAACUCUAGUACAGAAGGAGGUCCUGCACUGCGCUCUUUCCCUUACACAAGAGAUUUCUGCUGCCUUAAUGAAAUUAUAACUUUUCAGAUCAAUUUUUUUAGAAGCUCAAAUUUCUCCUUUUUUAAUUGUCAGCUGAAUGACGGACUGUUUUGUUUACACGAGUCAUCUGAUGAGACUGUGGUGCUGCCAAAACCCAGUCAACGGUCACCACUGUGUAGUCACUCCAUAAACACUACCAUUUUCUUUUUUCUUCCUUUUACUUUUAUUUUAAACUGCAUUUAUUGUCAUUAUGAAGAACUGUUUUAACCCUGAAAUUAUUAAAUUGGCUCAUAGCGCCGUCGUCAUAGCAGCUGCUAAGUGAAGUAUUAAUUAAAACACAGUAUCUGAUGGAUAUUUAACAGUUAGUUAUUUUGUUUUGUUCCUAAAAGCUUUCUAGACGAAAACAUUGCUCUCUUCUCACUACAUGUUAAAUGAAGACAGUGUUUUUGACUUAUUGUCGAGCAUGUGAAGGUGCAGUGCCACCACAGGCUCCUUGUCUAUUUAUGUGUAAAAAUUAUAUCUAUCAUUUCACUUUCACUAAAUUUUUGCUCUAAAAGCGCUUUGAAUAUUAAUUUUAUUUAGUAAAAGACACUCAUAUUGUUUUCAUAAUGGUGUGUGACCAUUUAAUUAUGACCCCAUCUAUCACUGUUUUUUGAGCCAGCGUAUCAUCUCUCGAAGGUUGUUACUCAUUUAAAUGUCUUUGUUGUUCAAUGCGACCUUCAGCAGAUGACUUUUAUUUUGAAAUGAGCAUUGAUCAAAUGGUAUAGGUACUCUGUUAAACCACUUUAAACCCAGACUCAUGUUAUUAGUGUUUCAACAGAACAUAGGAAGUGCACACUCAGAUUUCUUGCUAAAUGUGGUUUAAUUUCCAUAUAGUAACUUGCUGAUUUUUUUUUUUAAAGCAAAUAAAUACUUUGAAAAUGC